Messenger RNA from Funneliformis geosporum, 341 nucleotides. NCBI's taxonomy places the organism in Eukaryota, Fungi, Glomeromycota, Glomeromycetes, Glomerales, Glomeraceae. The record is from the annotation of a GenBank genome assembly.
UUGUAAAAGGAUAUGCUGGACAUCCUAAUUCUCCUGGAUUUUUCUGUUGCUCUGAAGAAAAGCAGUCGGGUAUAUACAGUUCUUUAGCAGAAGUCAUUAACACCUGCUAUAAAGAAGUAUUUCGCUCUAAUACUAAGUUUUCUAGUCCACUAGUUAUAGGUUUUGAUAAUUCAGAUGUUGUAGAGCAAUUGUUUAGUGAUAUUAUAUUUCGUUCAUAUACAUUCAGUUUAGGAAGACUAAAUAUAUUUGUAUUAGAAAUGGGAAAAUCAAAGAAACCAGACGCUAGUAAUCCUAAUAAAGUUUGGUUAGAUAUUGAUAGAUUUUCAAAUUAUACUGGAAAA